Molecule: messenger RNA, 1356 nt
Organism: Sclerotinia borealis F-4128
Lineage: Eukaryota; Fungi; Ascomycota; Leotiomycetes; Helotiales; Sclerotiniaceae
Source: the annotation of a GenBank genome assembly
AUGGUUCGAAUGAUUUUGGGAGUAGCAGCGGUUUCCCUAUUUCUCUCAACAGUAAAUGCUGUAUCAACAGCUUCAGCGGCCUUUGUCGCAAAUGAUACAAGCGUCACAUUUGCUCUCAAAAUACCACUAAAAAACCCGAACAAUGAUCUAUAUUUCAGUAUAUCAGGUCCGAGCAGUUGCUCCUGGAUAGCUAUAGGGAUGGGAUAUAAUCAGAUGAAGAAUUCCCUUAUGUUUAUGAUGUAUGCCGACUCGACCGGAAACAAUGUAACUCUCAGUCCUCGCAUAGCUUCCGGGGAGAGUGAACCAUUGCACACCAAAGAUAUCGUGGUUGAACCGAUGGCUGGCACGGGAAUCACCAACGAUACUUUCACGUGGAAUGGAAAGUGCCUUAAUUGCACCUCGUGGAAAGGGGGGUCCAUAGGUUCUACAACGAAUUCGAAAGCAAGCUUUAUAUGGGCAAAUGGACCACCCGGAACACUAAAGUCCAAUUCGUUGCACGCCGAUAUUAAUAGACAUAGUUCUUAUGGAGUGUUUUCGAUGGAUUUGUCGAAAGCUAUUGGUACAGCUGGGGUGCCCGCUAUUCCUACAUCCAAUUCCAAAGGUACAAGCCAAAUUUCAGAAAAGGCGGACAAUCAUUUCUCGCCAGCGGCUCAUGCUGUUCUGAUGAUUUUGGUAUUUGUUGGACUUUUACCAUUGGGAAUCGUCAUCCUGAGGGUUUUGAAUAGUCCAAGAUGGCAUGCUGUCAACCAGACUAUAUCUCUUGCAAUCGCUCUCAUAGGCCUUGGAUUAGGUGCUAAAUUGGGCACGCUUUACAAUCGAACGAAGAAUUUUCAAUCCGGACAUCAAAUCUUUGGUGCCAUCAUCAUAAUAGCCAUGAUGGGACAAUUCAUUCUCGGCUUUCUCCACCACCGAAUGUACAAGAAGACCUCAACCACCACCAAAUUUGCUCCCAUCCACGUUUGGAUCGGGCGUAUUGUCAUUCCAGCCGGAGUCAUAAAUGGAUUCAUCGGAUUCCCCCUCGCUCUCAACCCGAAAUUAGACUGGGCACUUCUAGUCUGCACCCUCCUCAUCAUAAUAAUAUUCGGCCCCGUUCUUUUCUGGGGGUACAGGCGUCGACACGCCAAGGAGAUCGAGGCCAUCACGAGGGAAACCGAAGGCUACGAAGCAGAGCCGUGGAGAGCUCCUCAGGCGCAGUAUGAUAUUGGUCUCAACCAUAUGAACACGAAUUCGAACUCUAAUUUUGGAGUGCCUCCGCCCUAUAAUGCGGGGGGACAACAGCAGACGUCGCAGCAGCAGCGGAUGCCGGUUCAGUCGUCGCAUCAUUUGCCAGCGCAGCAGGGAGCGCAGUUUGUUUGA